Molecule: messenger RNA, 649 nt
Organism: Juglans microcarpa x Juglans regia
Lineage: Eukaryota; Viridiplantae; Streptophyta; Magnoliopsida; Fagales; Juglandaceae
Product: LEC14B protein-like
Exons: 3
Coding region: 232-540 (102 amino acids)
Biological process (GO): proteasome-mediated ubiquitin-dependent protein catabolic process
Cellular component (GO): Cul4-RING E3 ubiquitin ligase complex
Source: RefSeq, a predicted model, not a curated record
AGGAUUGUUUAUUAUUUUUUUCCCUACAUUUAUGUGAAAAGGUAAUAUAUUAAUUAGUAGAAUCUGUGUUUUUAUGAGUUUUUUGUUUCAAAUGAGUGGCCUAAGAGACUGGAACUACUUUUUUCCUUGUUGGCAGGACUGACAUUCUAAAACAAAUGGAGGUGAUAUGAGGCUGCAAUAGUAUAGUAUAUGAUUAUGUGCAAUAACAUAUUCGCAGUUGUCUAAACUAAAAUGCAUGUUACAACCGGCGAGGCUGCAGUUAAUAAAAUGGGUUAUGCAAUGAGUAGACUAGAUAUAGAAGCAGACCUCUGCGAUGGGGGGAAUACCAUCCAUGAAGACACUAACAGAUCAACACCAUCAAUUUCGCCAGAUCAACGCCAUCUUGUUUAUGCUAGUAUGUCACCUAUUGUCCAUAUUGUUAAUGUUGGGUCCCCUGAAACAGAGUCUCUAGAAAAUAUUACGGAGAUCCAUGAAGGUUUGGAUUUUUCUGCUGAUGAUGAUGGAGGAUACUCUUUUGGAAUCUUCUCUGUCAAAUUUUGAACAGAUGGACGAGAAGUUGUUGCUGGAAGUAGUGAUGACUCUAUUUUUGUUUAUGAUCUUGAAGCAAAUAAGCUUUUGGAAGGUGAUUUGUAUAUUAUUACUAUCACCU